GUACUGAGGCACCUGGCUAGGUGACACUUGUGAAAUGCCAGCCAGAGAGCCAAUAUCUCAAGCGAGACAUACUUGCUCUACUGCCUGGCUUGGAGAGCAGUAACAGUAGCAGCAAGAGAAGAUCCUGGCUAAGGACAAGGAGCAGAGAGGGAUCAGCAGGAAGCAAAAGAGGACCUAGAGGUUUAUUCUGUCUUCCUAGAACCAGGAGAAGACUGUUAAGGCUAAAAUGAAGGCAUCGUGGAUGCAGUCGAGACAUAGCUGGUGAGGUCCAGUGGUGGUCCCUAACUUCCAUACCUAGAAAUACCACUCCCCUUGCAACAUCUUGCUAUCUCCCAUUGCACUCUUCUGCAUGGCUCCUACUCCUCCCUACAACUUCCAGGGCAAGAGGACUCUGCUGGCCAGAGUAGUCCUCCUAUGGACCUUCGUGGCCUGGGUUGAGGGAAGACCAGGGUGCCCUUCCUGCCGGAUGCCCCCUUUAGAGCCCAGCGCAGAGAAAGCCUUCCUGGUGGAAGUAGCCAAGCAGCAGAUCCUGCAGAAGCUGAACCUCAGCCAGAGGCCCAACAUCACCCAUCCUGUGCCACGUGCCGCCGUCGCCAAUGCAUUGCGGCGACUGCACCUGGGCAAAGGCCGGAUGGAUGGAGCCGGGCUCUCUUCCAGAUGGGAGAAGCCCGAGCCGGAUGAGCAAGGCUACGAGAUCAUCAGUUUUGCAGAAACAGAGCCUUCUGGGCUACUACAGUUCCAGCUUACGCAAACAGAAGGCCAAGACAUGCACAUCCUGCAGGCCCAGCUAUGGCUGUAUCUCAAGGCCCAUCGAAACAUCACUCUACAGGUCUACCUGGCAGGGCAUGAGCGAGUGGCCCUGGGGGAGCAGCAGUUGGGAAGCAAGGGCAGCAGCUGGCACACCUUCUCCCUCAUGCCAGGCUUGCAGAACUUCUUUCAGCGCAAGGAGAAAGCCCUUCAAUUGGAGCUGCAGUGCAAAGGCUGCCAUCCCAACAUCACAGCCUUGGUGACAACCACUGGCAGCUCUCACCAGCCCUUCCUCGUGGUGAAGGCCAAAAUGCGGGAGCCUAGCCAUCAGAUCACCAAGCGCAGCCUGAGCUGUGACCAGAAUUCUGAGGUUUGCUGCCGAAAAGACUAUUAUGUUGACUUCCGGGACAUUGGUUGGAAUGACUGGAUUUUCAAGCCAGAGGGCUAUCAGAUAAACUAUUGUAUGGGUGAAUGCCCCAUGCACCUGGCUGGCACGCCUGGCAUUGCAGCCUCCUUCCACACCACUGUCUUCAACUUGGUCAAAGCUAACAACAUUCAGACUGCUGGCCGUUCUUGCUGUGUCCCUACCCAGCGACGGGCCCUUUCUCUGCUCUACUUUGACCCCAAUAGCAACCUCAUCAAGACUGACAUCCCUGACAUGGUAGUCGAUGCUUGUGGUUGCAGCUAAGGACAGGACUAUAGUCAAGGGGGGAAAUGCAAAGGGGCAGAGAGGGAGAUGUGGGUUACAGGCCCUCUACUCCUGGGAGACACCCAGGCAUGGCAGUGAAAAAGAUGAUGCUCCAAUCCAAGUAGCAGGGUGGGCAUAUGUGGACUCUUUGCAGAGAGCAACAGUGGUUUCUGUAGAGGAAAGGAAACUGCAGCAGGAUUCCAACUCUUCUACCUUCCUACCUGCCUAGGUGUACAAAUCACAGAGAAAGUGCUCAGUCCCUUCAGCCAACAGGUUUCUUUAUUUCCAAAUCAGGUUUGCCUUCAGGCGGUGGCUACUUCAUAGUUUUUUCGAAUUCUACACCCUGCCACUUGACCUCCUCCCCUUCCCCAUCUCGCUGUGGUGCUGGGCAAAACUCAGAAGAUUUUGUGUUUUGGCCACAUUAGCCAUUUUGGCUAGGGAUUUCUGGUGCUGUAGUCCAAUAAAUACAUUUUCCAACCUCUAGCUCUAGGGUUGGGUAGGUUUCCAGGCAAGGGAAAGGGCAGAAGAACAUCCCCUACAACAAAGUUGUAGACCAAGAUACAUAUAGUUGUUUUGUGCCUUCAACUCACUUUUGAGUUAUAGUGACCCUAUAGGGAACCUAUAAUAGGGUUUUCUUGGUAAGAUUUGUUUAGAGGGGGUUUGCCACUGACUUCCUCUCAGGCAAUUUGCUCAGUGGAUUUCCAGAGCUGUGUGGGAAUUUGAAUCCUAGGACCCAUCCAGACAGGCCCUAUAUCCCAGGAUGUGAUUCUAGGUUUUCUGUGUAUCCAGAUAAUCUGGCAGUGUGGACUCAUAUAAUCCAGUUCAAAGCAGAAAACCUGGGAUCAUAUCCUGGAAUGUAGGGCCUGUCCGGAAGGGCCCUUAGUCUCCAGAGUUACAGUCUAGUGCUCAAACUACUACACAUCGCUGGUUCUCAGAAAACACAUGCUUAUCUUAAUUCAUUCCCUUUUCGUGCAAUGCAUUUUGAUGCAUGCAACAAAAUUCCAAAAGAAAGAAAAAAAGAAA
This is a messenger RNA of Anolis sagrei ordinatus, 2458 nucleotides long. RefSeq names its product inhibin beta E chain-like. NCBI's taxonomy places the organism in Eukaryota, Metazoa, Chordata, Lepidosauria, Squamata, Anolidae. Gene Ontology annotation, molecular function: hormone activity; growth factor activity; cytokine activity. The record is from RefSeq and is a predicted model, not a curated record. Gene Ontology annotation, cellular component: extracellular region.